Molecule: messenger RNA, 423 nt
Organism: Phaedon cochleariae (mustard beetle)
Lineage: Eukaryota; Metazoa; Arthropoda; Insecta; Coleoptera; Chrysomelidae
Source: the annotation of a GenBank genome assembly
AUGGCUCGAUAUUUCGGCUUGGACAGAAUUUUCACCUUUUUGAAUACGAUAAAAGAGGCAGGUGGAAUUAGGGCCUCUCUCUAUAAACUAUACAGAAUGGACAAUUUGAGACCUGGACAACUAGUAGGAACUGAUAAGUACGGCAACAAGUACUAUCAGAAUCCUAGCUAUUUUUAUGGAAGAAACAGGUGGAUAGAAUAUGCACCUUACUAUGGUAUGGAAUAUGAUGGUAGCCAAGUACCAGCAGAGUGGUAUGGCUGGUUGCACUACAAAACUGAUUUAACCCCUGACCAAGACCCAUCAAGGCCAAAAUAUAAAUGGAUGUUGGACCAUACUGAGAAUUUGAGUGGUACCCCUGGACAGUACAUGCCCUAUUCAACAACCAGGCCCAAAAUUGAACCUUGGAUUCCGGGAAGAAAGUGA